UCAACCGAGCCCCUGUAAGAUUGCAAUACUGCCACUGUCGCUCUUUGACAUUAGAUCUGCAAGCUUUUACGAUACAUGUGCCUUGUGACAAUAACGUUGGGAGCACAUGCUUUGAUAUCUGAGGAAUGCCAAAUUAGAUCUGAUUUCAGUGGAACCACGCAAACCUUGGACUGUUCUUCAGACUAUUAUUGAGUAGGGUUUGGACUGACGAAGACAAUCUUUUCGUCUCAGGAGACAGACAAGUUUGCUGGAUCUAGUGUGUAGGAAUCCAGGUGUGAAGGUGUUUCAGAGAUCCUCUUCUGGGAGUUUCAGAGAUCGUCCUAUGCGCACGAAUUAGCUUGAGUUAGUUGUUGGGUGCGCUGGCUCGACGGCCGAGUAUGUGGGUGAAAGAGAAAGAUUGGUAUUACUGAUUAGAACGCCGGUGGUUGUCAUGAGGGAUAUCUAGCAAGCGAGCAAUCCUUUUGUGGGCCCCUCGAGUGCGUGGUAUUUUGAGUCGUUGUUGGAUUAGAUUGUCUAUACGCUUUUGUUCCUCGAGACUCAAUUUUCUGUAAAAAAUGAAAGCAACUGAAAUCCAAACCUUUAGCAUUGUUUGGGUUUCACAUAACGUGAGGCGAGAUCGAAAAAUAGCAGUCGCAUUCCCGAUCUCUUGUAUUUGUCCGUAUGCUUUUGUUUCUCUUGAAAAUGUGGAUCAAGUGUCAUUUACUUACAUUCUGUGGCUUAUGUGACGUGGCGACUAUUUUUAAAUGACAGCGCUUCUCCUUUAUGCAAAUUACGAGGGGAUGAGUAACAAGUUCGGGAAUGCAGCAAAAGGUUUUGACAAGAUCUGCAGUAAAUUAGUUGCCACACCGAAACAUUGAUCCUGGCUUCAAGAGUGGUCCUCGGUAUUAAAUAUGGAGCUCGGUGUGAUAACCGAUCGUGUCGAUCCGAACCAACCAAUUUCCGAGACUUUGCGUCUGCUGAACUUGUAUACUGGGCCAGAUGCUGUUAGCCAUGAAGUUGCUAAUUACGACAACAUUACAGUUGAAGAAACCAUUGAGACUAUUGGAUUCGGCAAGUUUCAGAUGGGAAUCCUGACUUACACCGGCCUUGCUUGGCUGGCAGACGCUUCAGAAAUGAUUCUGUUGUCUUUCAUCGGUCCUGCGGCAAAGUGCGAAUGGGGGUUGCCUUCAUUCCAAGAAGGCGCCAUUUCGAGUUCAGUGUUUGUAGGAAUCUUUGUGGGUGCUUAUAUAUGGGGAUUAGUGUCUGACAUUAAAGGACGCAGAGUUGGUUUUUUGGCUACAGCUGUUUUCACUUUUUUCUUCGGGUUACUAAGCGCUUGGUCUCCAACUUAUUGGUUUCUUCUUCUUGCUCGGACACUCGUUGGUUUUGGACUUGGUGGCUCAUCAGUGAUCUUCUCCUUGUGUAUGGAGUUUUUGCCAGCUUCCUCUAGAGGUUUUUGGCUUGUUUUCUUGAAUGUCUUGUGGACGGUGGGCUCUGUAUCAUCAGCCCUCUUGGCUUGGGUUAUUUUACCGAAUCACAGUUGGAGGAUAUUAGUAGCAGUUUCUGCCUUGCCAUUCCUGCUGUUGCUUGUUUUCUACUCAUGGGUUCCUGAGUCUCCUCGAUAUUUGAUGGUCAAAGGGGAUAUAGAGGGAGCACGGGAAGUCUUAAGACAGGUCGCAUAUAUCAAUGGAAGAUCCUUGCCUACUGGCAACCUCUCACUUGCUAAGUCAUGUCAUCAAAUUAACAAUGAUAAGGUGGCCUCGAAGGUGAAUACUCCGAGUGACAGUCUUGAUGAGGUUCGUGGCGACACAAAUCAUGGUGGAGUCAAAGGAGCCUGGUCCAUUAUUCAACAAUUGUUUUCUCCUGAACUGAAGCUAACAACAAUCCUCUUAUGGACAUUCUUUUUCGCCAAUGCUUUCACCUAUUAUGGGCUGGUGCUCCUGACAACCCAGUUACCCGUCGAGUCCCACGAUGAGGUUGUCUCCAUGGACGCUGGGUGUAUGACAGACGGUAGGCCAGGAACGGACGUUGCAAGCUACAAAGCAGUUCUAAUCACCUCUUUGGCGGAGCUCCCAGGACUGGUAUUGGCUUGCCUGACAGUUGAACGUUACGGUCGGAAGGCCAGCAUGGGAGCUCUUCUCCUCGGAACUGGCCUCUUUGUAGCCCCUCUUUGGAAACCUCUCUCGGAAAUGGCUACCACCACACUCAUGUUUGGAGCUCGGAGCUGUAUCAUGGGUGCAUUUUCUAUUCUGUGGGCUUAUGCUCCGGAGCUCUACCCCACUAAGCUGAGAUCUACCGGCCUGGGUUUCAGCAACUCCGCCGGUCGCAUCGGUGGUUUCUUGUGCCCCUUCGUUGCCAUAGAAAUGAUGAAAAAUGGUCACAGGAUACUUUCAGUGACUCUUUUUUCUACGGUUCCUUUGAUCGCAAGCAUAGCCACGUUGCUCUUUCCAGUCGAAACCAAGGGGCUAAGGUUACCGGAUGACAUACAAUCGCACAAGCCAGGAGCUUCCUCUGAAGAUCAUUUGAGAAUUUGAUUUAUUUCGUUACUAUUUGCUGUAUACACUGUAGAGGGAUUUGUUUGAAACAUUGCCACUGAACUUUAGGCGGCUUUUGAGAAGCAGUGGCUUCAAUAUCCUAUCAGCAUUAGAACGCUGAAGACCUGUGCGUUGUGUCCACCAAAAGUCUUGGAUUCAUGGUAGCACUUGGUUUAGUGGCAUGCCAGAUUAUUUGCGCAGACAAGGUAGUUUUUCCUUGUAAUUUAUUACAUCAGUUGUGUUGCAAUCAAUACAUUCAUGAAUCAGUUUAGCACACUGCUAAGUUUCGAUGUG
This is a messenger RNA of Physcomitrium patens, 2807 nucleotides long. NCBI's taxonomy places the organism in Eukaryota, Viridiplantae, Streptophyta, Bryopsida, Funariales, Funariaceae. The record is from RefSeq and is a predicted model, not a curated record.